AUGAAAUCAAUGAGGACUUCCCUCACCCAAGGCCUCUGGCUCCUGGUACUAGACCUAAUGCUUCUUGUUGACUCUCUUGGCAAGGACUUUAUUUUUCACCCUGAGUGGGGGUUUGACUCCUACGAAAUCACAAUCCCCAAGAAGCUGAGCUUCCGGAUGGGAGAACAGGGUGUGGCCAGGCACGAGUCCUAUCUCCUGAAGGUAAAAGGCAAGAAUCAUGUCCUUCACCUGCGGCCCAAGAGGUUUCUGUUGCCCCGACAUCUGCAGGUUUUCUCCUUCACGGAGCAGGGGGACCUUGUGGAAGAUUACCCUUACAUCCCGAAGCUCUGCAACUAUGUGGGCUCGGUGGAAGAGGCUCAGGAAUCUGAAGCUACGUUGAGUACAUGUAUGGGGGGUCUGCGAGGCAUACUGAAGAUUGAUGAAGAACUCUAUCAAAUCGAGCCCCUCAAGGACUCUACCAAGUUUGAACAUGUCGUCUAUCUUCUGAAUAAGGAGCAAUUUACCAAUCAGACCUGUGGCUUAACUGAUGAUGAAAUAGAAUUGCAGAUGGCCCAGCAUGAGAAUAUGGCUAGGAGAAGGCACUUUCCUGGUUCCUAUAAGCACCAAAAGUAUAUGGAAUUGGUCAUAUUGUUUGAUCAUGGUAGAUAUUUGUUUGUGAAUUCCAAUCUAACUCAAGCCAUAAGUGAUGCUCUUCUUCUUACUGGAAUUAUGGACACCUACUUUCAGGAAAUCAGUAUGAGGAUACACCUGAAAGCUCUGGAAAUAUGGACAGAUAAAGACAAAAUAAAUAUUGGAGUAAGCAAAUUAACUGAAGUUUUAAGCCAAUUUUUAUCAUAUAGAAGAAAUAUCCUAAAUGCUCGGAUUCUAUCAGAUUGGUCACAUUUAUAUGUUAACAGACAGUUUCCUGAUGCUCUUGGAUGGGCUUGUGUUGGAUUAAUGUGUACUAAAUUGCAUGGUGGAUCUACAAGUAUUUUUCCAAAUCUAAAUAUCUUUGGACCUGGCACUUGGUCUACUCAUGAACUUGGUCAUGGUUUGGGAAUGAAACAUGAUGAAGAAUACUGUCAAUGUAAGGGUAAGCAUAGUUGCAUCAUGGGCACUGGGCAUACUGGGUGGAGUAACUGUAGUUUUAUCUAUUAUUUUCAGUUCAUAUAUUCAGGAGCAUCUUGUCUAAAUAAUAUUCCAGGAAUAGGUUAUGUGUUGGAGAGAUGUGGAAACAAAAUUGUGGAAGAGGAUGAAGAAUGUGAUUGUGGUUCAAGAGCAGACUGUCAAAGAGACAAGUGUUGUCAACCUAAUUGUAGACUCAAACAUGGUGCCAACUGUAGCACUGGUCUUUGCUGUCAUAACUGUCAAUUUCGUCCAUCUGGAUAUGUAUGUAGGCAACAAAAAAAUGAAUGUGACCUUGAGGAAUACUGCAAUGGGACCUCAAGUCUUUGUCCAGAUGACAUGUAUAAGCAGGAUGGAACUCCUUGCAGAUACAAAGCCUAUUGUUUCAGAAAGGGGUGUCAAUCCAGGUUUAUGCAGUGCCAAAGAAUUUUUGGGCCUGAUGCCAGGGAUGCUCCUAAGCAGUGCUAUGAUGCUGUGAAUUUAAUGGGUGAUCAAUAUGGUAACUGUGGUAUUAAAGGAACUCAUUCCUAUCAAAAGUGUAGCAAAGAAAAUUUAUUAUGUGGCAGGCUCCAAUGUAUAAAUGUCAAAAUCAUCCCUGAUAUGCCAGAUCAUACUUCAAUAAUUAAUACUCAUCUAAAGGAGGAAAAUCUCAUGUGCUGGGGCACAGGCUACCAUCUAGGCAUGAAACCCAUGGGGAUACGUGACCUGGGUGUGAUAAAUGAUGGCACCUCCUGUGGCCAGAACCAGAUAUGUAUUAACAGAAGUUGUGUUGAUAGCUCAGUUUUGUGGUAUGACUGUUUGCCCAAGAAGUGCAAUCACAGAGGCAUUUGCAACAAUAGAAAGAACUGCCACUGCGUGUAUGGGUGGGACCCUCCAUUCUGUGAGGAGGAAGGAUAUGGAGGAAGCAUUGAUAGUGGGCCUCCAAGACCCCUAAGUCUGGAGGUGCCCUCAUCAGUUCAAAUUGUGUCCAUUAUGUUAUUACGCCUUAUUUUCUUAAUCAUCUCAGUGAUUAUUGUGUUUUUAAGUCAACUUAUAUGAAAUUGUUAAAAACCCAAAUAGGAAAAAUAUCCUCAAAUAACACUGGAGAAAAAAAAACCUAAGUCCAAGAAUAUGAAUCACAAAACUGAAAAAGUAAUCAGAAAUGGGAAGCAUUUCUCUGAGGACAAAUCAAAAGUUGCAGGGGAUGCUGCUGACACCAAGAGCCCAGAGGACAUGGGCCCAGGGAACAGGGUUGUCUCCUCAUUUGGGCCAGAAAAUGGAGCUGUCAUCUCCACCCAGAUCCUGCGUUUGGUUCAUCAGUAUCUCACCCCUGGACUUGAGACAAUGCAGCCAGUUGCCUGA
Messenger RNA from Orycteropus afer afer, 2445 nucleotides. RefSeq names its product disintegrin and metalloproteinase domain-containing protein 30-like. Lineage: Eukaryota; Metazoa; Chordata; Mammalia; Tubulidentata; Orycteropodidae. Gene Ontology annotation, molecular function: metalloendopeptidase activity. Gene Ontology annotation, biological process: male gonad development; proteolysis. Gene Ontology annotation, cellular component: external side of plasma membrane; plasma membrane; sperm head plasma membrane. The transcript is spliced from 3 exons. The record is from RefSeq and is a predicted model, not a curated record.